UCCUCCGAAUUCAAACAGCGCGCGGCUGUAGAUUUGAGAGGGGAAGAAAUCAAAACUGCGCCGAUUUGAGUGGCGCGUGUGUGCGUGUUUGCGGGAGUAGUACAAGUAGUAGUAUAAGAUUGGCGGGGUUCGUGCCCUCUCCCUCGAUUUUGCCGGCCGAGCGUUUACUUCCCUGCUGUAUUCUUCUCGUCCUCGUCCUCGAUCUCGAGGGCGGACGGAGAGAUAGAGAGAGAGAGAGGGGCGGGUGGCCUCGGGCUCGGGAGCGUCGCCCAUGUUUUGACCUCGCCCAGGUCGCCGCCUCCUCCUUGUCCGCACCCCGCGAUCCAGAUCUGAGGUGGAGCUCUUGAUUGAUCGCCUGCAAGGAGUCUGUUGCUGCAAUGGUCUCCAAGAUGCCAUCGGCCCGGUGGAUCUCGGCUUCCCUGCUGGUCAUUCUACUGAGCCUGCAGCCCAUCGCCGACGCCUUCUACCUCCCGGGCACCUUCAUGCACACCUACGAAGCCGGCGAAACGAUCGCAGCCAAGGUCAACUCGCUCACGUCCAUCGAGACCGAGCUGCCCUUCAGCUACUACAGCCUUCCCUACUGCAAGCCCACGGAAGGCGUCAAGAAGAGUGCCGAGAACCUCGGCGAGGUUCUCAUGGGUGACCAGAUCGACAACUCGCCGUACCACUUCCACGUCAACACCAACGAGUCGCUGUACCUUUGCACCACCGACCCGCUCACCAAGGAGCAGGCCGAGCUGUUGAAGAACCGGGCGCGGAAUCUGUACCAGGUCAACAUGAUCCUGGACAAUCUGCCGGUCAUGAGGUUCACUGAGCAGAAUGGGAUGACAAUCCAGUGGACCGGAUACCCUGUCGGGUACAACCCCAUGGGGAGCAGCGAGGAUUAUAUCAUCAACCAUCUCAAGUUCAGGGUUUUGGUUCAUCCGUACCAGGCGCAAGGUGAUGUUGUGGUCACAAGUGAGGAUGGUGUUGCUAUGGUUGAGUCUGACCGCAAGAGCGGCUUCCAGAUUGUUGGCUUUGAGGUUGUUCCUUGCAGUGUGAAGCGUGAUCCUGCAGCCAUGUCCAAGCUCAGGAUGUAUGACAAGGUUGACUCUGUGAACUGCCCGUUGGAGCUUGAGAAGUCUCAGGUGAUCCGUGAAAAGGAGCGGAUUACAUUUACCUAUGAGGUUGAGUAUGUCAAGAGCAACAUCAAGUGGCCGUCAAGGUGGGAUGCGUACCUGAAGAUGGAUGGUGCUAAGGUGCACUGGUUCUCAAUCAUGAACUCCAUGAUGGUUGUCUUCUUCUUGGCUGGUAUUGUGUUCGUCAUAUUCUUGAGGACUGUCCGAAGGGAUCUGACACGUUAUGAGGAGAUGGACAAAGAAGCCCAAGCUCAGAUGAAUGAGGAGCUUUCAGGAUGGAAGCUUGUUGUUGGUGAUGUCUUCAGGGAGCCCUGCUGCUCAAAGCUGUUGUGUGUUAUGGUCGCUGAUGGUAUCCAGAUCACCGGCAUGGCAGUCGUUACAAUCGUGUUUGCUGCUCUGGGUUUCCUCUCACCUGCUUCCAGGGGAAUGCUCUUGACCGGAAUGAUCGUCCUCUACCUCUUCCUUGGAAUUAUUGCUGGAUAUGUUGGUGUCCGUCUCUGGAGGACUAUCAAACAAUCCACAGAAGGGUGGAAAUCUGUUGCUUGGCUGACCUCCUGCUUCUUCCCUGGCAUUGUUUUCAUCAUCUUGACCGUGCUGAAUUCCAUCCUGUGGGGUAAGAAGAGCACUGGAGCUUUACCUAUUUCACUCUUCUUCACCCUCUUGGCCCUGUGGUUCUGCAUCUCCGUGCCACUCACUCUUAUUGGAGGCUUGCUAGGCACACGGGCUGCAGGCAUAGAAUUCCCUGUCCGUACCAACCAAAUCCCAAGAGAGAUCCCUGAGCGCAAGUUCCCUUCAUGGCUGCUUGUGCUUGGUGCAGGAACAUUGCCUUUCGGCACCCUUUUCAUUGAGCUCUUCUUCAUCCUUUCUAGCAUCUGGCUGGGGAGGUUCUACUAUGUCUUUGGCUUCCUGUUCAUUGUCCUCUUCCUGCUGGUCAUAGUCUGUGGUGAGGUUUCUCUGGUCCUGACCUACAUGCAUCUUUGCGUGGAGGACUGGAAGUGGUGGUGGAAAGCCUUCUUUGCUUCUGGCUCCGUUGCUUUCUUCGUCUUCCUAUACUCCAUCAACUACCUGGUGUUCGACCUCAGGAGCCUGAGCGGGCCAGUCUCCGCGACGCUCUACCUUGGCUACUCCCUGAUCAUGGCAUUUGCCAUCAUGCUGUCUACUGGUGCCAUCGGCUUCUUGCUCUCGUUCUACUUCGUCCACUACCUCUUCUCGUCUGUUAAGAUUGACUAGAAGCCCUCCCUGCAGUAGUGUCACCCGAUUCUGGUGAUAGUUAUCCUUAGAAACACAAACACAAAUAAUUGUCAAACUGAAAAAUUGGGAACAUAUGGCGAUUUACAUGGCUUAGCACAGUUACUCCAGCUUUAAUGUUUACUUCUUAGACAUGUUUGUAAUGCUCCGGCCGUGUUACUCUUGCCUCUUUUUGUACUAGUAUUAUGUUUUGCUUCCUCUGUGCAUUUGUGAGCAGCAAAUUUUGUUAUUGGGGACGCCUAUAUUAAAUAUGAAAUUCGAUAACAGCUCCUUGUGGUCUGUUUUGAUGAUUUA
Hordeum vulgare subsp. vulgare (domesticated barley) is the source of this 2660-nucleotide messenger RNA. Its product is annotated as transmembrane 9 superfamily member 12-like. Gene Ontology annotation, cellular component: membrane. Lineage: Eukaryota; Viridiplantae; Streptophyta; Magnoliopsida; Poales; Poaceae. The record is from RefSeq and is a predicted model, not a curated record. Gene Ontology annotation, biological process: protein localization to membrane. The transcript has 2 exons. The coding region runs from base 378 to 2348 and encodes 656 amino acids.